Molecule: messenger RNA, 1113 nt
Organism: Striga asiatica
Lineage: Eukaryota; Viridiplantae; Streptophyta; Magnoliopsida; Lamiales; Orobanchaceae
Source: the annotation of a GenBank genome assembly
GGAGGAUUGUCGCUCCAAAUAUAUCAGCACAAAUAUCAAUUAUCAUAUACUCACUGCACAAUUUAUUUUUGCAUCAGAAAAAAACAUUUUCCGUACAGGUAAAUCGGCAAUCGAUCCAUGGCGGAUAAACCUAACAGGGACGCCAGCAGCGGCCACAUAGAGACGAGCAAGGCGGAGAGACACGUGUGGCUCAUGAAGUGUCCGCCCGUGGUCGCGCGCGCCAUGCAGAGCAACCACCACCACCAGCCCCUGCCGCCGCUCUCCGCCGACGCCGCCGCGGGCCCCGUCGUCGCCAAGGUCGUCGUCGCGGUAGAUCCGCUGCUCCCCAACGACGACUUCUCCUCCACGCAGUUCACUAUGGAGUUGGCUGGCACUGCUGAUAGAAACACGCCAAAGAGCUACUCGAUGAACAUGUCCACAGAUUUUAUGCCUAUGUGUGUCUUUGCCGAGUCAUCUCAAGGGAAGCCUUCUGUGGAGGGGAAAAUCUACCAUAAAUUCGACAUGAAGCCACAUAAUGAAAAUAUGGAAGAUUAUGCAAAACUAUGUCGGGAGAGAACUAACAAGUACAUGACUAGGACAAGACAAAUUAAGAUAAUUGACGAUGAUAGUGGGAUGCGCAUGAGGCCCAUGCCAGGAAUGAUCGAUAUGAAGUCCUCUGUAUCGGUGGAUAAGAAAGCUCCAGCGAGGGGUUCAGAAACGAAAAGAACAAGAAGAGACCCUGAAGAAAUGGAAAAGAUAAUGUUUAAACUGUUCGAAAGACAGCCAAAUUGGACAUUGAAACAGCUGAUUCAACAGACAGAUCAACCCGAGCAAUUUCUUAAAGACAUGCUCAAGCUGCUCUGUGUGUACAACAAUAAAGGAGCCAAUCAAGGUUCAUAUGAGCUCAAGCCCGAAUAUCGGAGAUCAGAAGAUAAAUUAAGUUCAUAGAGACUACGUUUUAUCUCAUUAAUCUACUAGAAUCAGAUAUUAUAUCCUCAAUAAUGUCCAGUUUUCUUGGAAAAAUUAAGCAGUGUUUUUUACUGCCUUUUCCAGUUGACAGGCCAAAUUGGGACCUUAAUGCUUGAUCAAAUUUACAGUUUUUGGCAUAAUUAAUAUUUUUAGUUCCAAUGGUCA